Molecule: messenger RNA, 1389 nt
Organism: Lodderomyces margitis
Lineage: Eukaryota; Fungi; Ascomycota; Pichiomycetes; Serinales; Debaryomycetaceae
Gene: BFR1
Product: Bfr1p
Exons: 1
Coding region: 1-1389 (462 amino acids)
Biological process (GO): intracellular mRNA localization
Cellular component (GO): ribonucleoprotein complex; nuclear outer membrane-endoplasmic reticulum membrane network; endoplasmic reticulum
Molecular function (GO): mRNA binding
Source: RefSeq, a predicted model, not a curated record
AUGUCUGCUGAUUCUUCCGCCACUACUGCUUCUUCUGCCAACUCCAAGGCUACUUCAUCCAGCCAAAGAAAAUUCAUCAAACGUCCUGAUGACAAAGCUAUGAAGGAUGAAGUUGAAGCUUUGAAGAAGGAAAUCAAGAAGUUGGAUUUAACCAAUAAUGAAUUGAAUGCUCAAAUUCAAAAGUUACAAAUUGACCAAAAAGUUAUGGAUGAAAGAAACAAAUUGACUGCUGAAUUGAAAUCCUUGAUUGCUAAACAAUCAUCCUCCAAGAAUGAGAGAAACAAUAUCAAUGAUCAAAUUAAAUCCAUCGAUGGUCAAAUGAAGAAGAAGAUUGCUGAGAUUCAACAACAAACUUCUAAAAACAACUUCAAGAGCGUUAGUGAAAUUGACGCCAGAAUUGAUGCCUUGGAUAAAGCUAUUGAUGCCGGAAAUUUGAAAUUGGCUGAUGAAAGAAGAUUUGUUAAAGAAAUGAGUGCAUUGCGUAAAUUGCGUAAAGAUUUUGGUUCAAUUGAAAAAAUUCAAGCUUCAAUUGACCAAGACAAGGAAAAAAUUGCUGACUUGAAGAAGAAAUUAGCUGGUACUCAUAAUAAAGAAGUCCAAGCUCAAUUUGAAACCAUUCAAAAGAAGUUAGAUGAAAUCAAUGAUUCGAACAAAACAAUCAUUUCCAAGAGAAACAAAAUCUAUGAUCAAAGAUCAGAAAUCAAAAAACAAAAAGAUGCCAAGUAUGAAGGAAUUAGAAAAUUGAGAAGUGAUUUCGAUGCUAAAUUUGAAAAUUUCAAAAAGCAAAUGGAAGAAGAAAGACAAAAGAGAGAUGAAGAAUACAAGGCGCAACAAGCUGAAAGAAAACAAGCUAAAUUGAAACAAAGAGCUGAGCAAGAAUUGGCUGAUGCUUCAAUUCCAGCAUUUACCGAGGAAAUCAACUCCAUCCACAACUUGUUGUCUUAUUUUGAUCCAUCUUAUGUCAAACCAGCUGUCACCAGCCAAACCCAAUCAGCAGCAAAUGGAUCUUCAUCGGUUCCAUCAACCACCAAAAACCAAGCUAGAGUCAUUGAAUUCCCUGAAGAUUUAGUUGUUGUUAAAAAGGAACAAGAUGAUUUUUUCACCGGAACCAAGAGAAAAGGUAAAGGUGGUAAGAAGCAGGGUGGUAAAAAGAAUUUCACCGUUGCUCCUGAAAUUGUUGUUGCUUUAAGUGAUUUGACUAUUCCAUUCCCAUUGAAGGAAGAUGAUGUUCCUGAAACAAUCAAGACUUUGAAGGAAACUUUGGAAGCUUUACAGGAAAAGCAAGAAGAACAAACCAAAAUCAAUAUUGAAAGAGCCAAGGCCAAGAUUGCUAAAUUCAAGGAAGAGGAUUUUGAGGUUGAUGAAGAGGAAGAUGAUGAUGAGGAAUAG